Molecule: messenger RNA, 1261 nt
Organism: Nezara viridula (southern green stink bug)
Lineage: Eukaryota; Metazoa; Arthropoda; Insecta; Hemiptera; Pentatomidae
Source: the annotation of a GenBank genome assembly
UUUGUGAGCAAGUUUAUUUAUGAAUGACCAGUGACAUGUUAUUAGGAAUAACUUCUUUUAUAUUUUAAUUUUUAAAAAAAUUCAAAAUAAAUUUAAGUUUGUUUUCUGGCCCAAGACCAAUCCCCUCUUUUCCAGUUGGUCCAGAGCCUGAUAAUAAUAGAUUCUCUGGAUGAAAAUUAAUUCUUAUUUAGGAGGAUAAUAUAUAUAUUUAAUUUUGCUGUUGAAAUUCAAAAUGUUUUAUUAUUUUACUUAUUAAUCGGCUGUCUAACUUCAAUUUUUUGUGUAUCAUUGGCUUAUCAUUUUUAUCACUUACUUCAUUAUGUUUGAAUAGGGCCUAGUCAUGAGUAGUGAUAUACAGCAACAGUUCUGCUUAAGAUGGAAUAACUAUCAAAAUAGUCUACUUUCAAGCCUUCCACAGCUACUUGAUGGAGAUGACUUGACUGAUGUAACCUUGUAUGCUGGUGGAAGGAGCAUCAAAGCACACAGGAUAGUUUUAUCAGCUUGUAGUCAAUACUUUAAAAACAUCUUUAAAGAAAUGUCUCCAUUGCAACAUCCUGUGAUUGUUGUUCCUGGAACCGAUUUUACAGAACUUUGCGCCCUCGUCACAUUCAUGUACUCAGGGGAAGUUAACAUCUAUCAACAUCAACUCCCUGGCCUCAUAGCUCUUGCUGAUACUCUCCACAUCAGAGGCCUGGCCCAGUUUUCAGCAGGUCCUUUUGAAGAAGAAGGCUUUACUCCUCAAAGUCCACCAAGCACUCCACAGACUCCUGAAGAGAAAAUGCCGCCACUAGGAAUUAAAAGACCAAAACUGAAUGAAAACAAUAAUAAUAGUACGAGUAAUAACAAUAAUAACAAUUCUACUAGUAAUAAUAAUACAGUAGCUCCAAGCCCUGUGAAAAGCAUGUAUGUAAGAAAACCAAAGUCACGAGGAACAAGAAGCAGUCCUGGUAGAUCUCAAGGAGAAGCUGAAGACCUAAGUCGAAGGGAUACUCCUACAGAUCUAACUCAAGAUGGUGGAGGUGGAAAUCGAACACCUAAUUCAAAGCUGUAUGCUACUUGCCUCAUUUGUGGCAAACAGUUAUCCAAUCAGUAUAAUCUUCGAGUUCACAUGGAGACCCAUCAAAAUGCCCACUAUGCUUGCAGCUCUUGCUCUCACGUGUCUCGUUCGAGGGAUGCCCUCAGAAAGCACGUAUCUUACAGGCACCCGCAGCCACCGCCUCCAGAUUUAUCUGCUGCCACCCCUCCAGGGCAAUACUUUUAG